This is a messenger RNA of Balaenoptera acutorostrata (minke whale), 499 nucleotides long. RefSeq names its product transmembrane protein 89 (gene TMEM89). The record is from RefSeq and is a predicted model, not a curated record. NCBI's taxonomy places the organism in Eukaryota, Metazoa, Chordata, Mammalia, Artiodactyla, Balaenopteridae. The transcript has 2 exons. The coding region runs from base 20 to 499 and encodes 159 amino acids.
CCUAGUACUUGCAGCAGCCAUGCUGCACGCACAGUCCUUCCUGCCAUGGCUGCUUCUGCUAGCGAUGCCUGUCCGCACCCACACCUGGUCACGGCCCCUGUGGUACCAGGUGGGGCUGGACUUACAGCCCUGGGGGUGCCAGCCAAACAGCCUGGAGGGUUGCAAGGGCAGCCUGGGCUGUCCUGGCCAUUGGAUGGGCCUGGGGGUGAACCGCAUCUACCCAGUGGCUGGGGUCACCGUCGCCACUACCAUGAUGCUGAUGCUCAGCCGUGCGGUGAUGCAACGGCGGCGCUCACAGGCCACUAAGAGUGAGCAUCCGCAGGUGACGGCUAACCCCUGUGCACCCUGGAAACGACGGGCCCCGAUCUCAGACCGUGCCCUACUCCUUGGGGUCCUGCACAUGCUGGAUGCCCUCCUGGUCCAUAUUGAGGGCCAUCUGCAGCGUCUAGCCACCCAGCAGCGAACCCAAAUAAAGGAGACUCCUGCCCAGAGCGGGUGA